Molecule: messenger RNA, 4391 nt
Organism: Tupaia belangeri chinensis (Chinese tree shrew)
Lineage: Eukaryota; Metazoa; Chordata; Mammalia; Scandentia; Tupaiidae
Gene: GUCY1A1
Product: guanylate cyclase 1 soluble subunit alpha 1
Exons: 10
Coding region: 834-3062 (742 amino acids)
Biological process (GO): cGMP biosynthetic process; response to oxygen levels
Cellular component (GO): guanylate cyclase complex, soluble
Molecular function (GO): guanylate cyclase activity; heme binding
Source: RefSeq, a predicted model, not a curated record
UUCCAUAACUCACUGCCCGUGCGAGGGGCUCCGUGUGGCUCUGCAGAGCACACGUGCGGGGUAGUGUACGACGUGCCCAUCUCUGGCAGUGACUGCCGCGUCAGGCCACGCACGUCCGAGCCAGCUCUGCCGACGUGUUGAGCUGUGGCUGGCAUCGCGCACUUGCUCUGCUUUACUGCCCUGUCACCCGUGUCCCCUGCUUCCAUGCCUGUCUUGUGACCCCGUCCCAGGCCCAGUGAGGUUUCUGGUAUCUGCCACGACUCUACUUCCAUGCAGAGGGCUUCCGUCUCCGCCCUGGAGCACGAAUGUUCGGUGCGUGUUGCGUGCAAUGUGCCGUCCUCCGUGGCCUGGCUAAUGUCACAUGUUUUCUGACGUGCCAAUGGCAUGUUUUCUAGGUUCAUCCUCUGUGUUAAAUGGUCAUGUGACCAGAUAGCUCUCAAAGGAAGGCAUGCAAAUGUCUUUCAAAUGUUAAAAAGCACAUGAAAGAAGCCCAGCCUCUCAGUGUAAGGGAAGUGCAGAUCAGGGUCACAGUGACAGUCCAAUCCAGUCGGACAGAAUAACAAGACUGGUGAGGCUGGGGCUGCCCCUGUCUGGCCAUGGGGAUGCAGAGCACUCCCAGGUUCUCCAGGGAUGGAUCUCUUAUGGAUCAUGACGGAUCUCGGAGUAGCCAUGGAACACUGCAAGAGGAUUGUUUUGUUUCAAACCAGAAGUGACUCCAAAGCAUCAGUAUCAGAACCCACACUCUCAGUAGACACAGUCGGCCCGGCCAGCAGAGGCAGCCCCCACUCAGAUCUCUGCAGAGGACAGAGGCCAGCGCGGGAGACCAUUACCAGAUGGCAGCUUGGGGCAGCCCGGAGUCUCUGACAACCAAAACUGCGCCUUCUCGGGCGCGUGCACAACGCUCAAGACAGGCCAGUCCAGGAGCCGUGAGUCAACCGCGCGUCUGUCAGUCCCACAAAGGACGCGGCCACAGGAGCAGCUGCAGCGCCUGCCCAAGCGCCAUGUUCUGCACGAAGCUGAAGGACCUCAGGGUCACGGGGGAGUGCCCCUUCUCCCUGCUGGGCCCGGGUCAGGCUACCAAAGAGCCCACAGAGCAGGCAUCAGGAAAUGCAGAGAGCCAGGAUGCUAGCCUGCCCAUGUGCCAGGGUGUCCCAGAGAAGCACCUCCCUCAGAGGAAGGCCAGCCGGGGCCGCGUCUACCUGCACACCUUGGCGGGGAGCAUCCGCAGGCUGCUUUUCCCGGAGUUCGAGUGGCUGAAUCUUGCCUUUCAGAGAACACUGGCAAAGCAUGACAUACAAGAAGGCAGGAAACCUUUGGAAAGAGAAGACUUUGAAGAAAUAAUUGCUGGCCGCGCAGCAGCAGCAGGGGUCCCAGCCGAGCUCAUCAAGACAUCGCUUGGUGAAGAGCUUUUCCAAAUGUGCUACGAGGAGGAUGGACACAUCCUGGGCGUGGUCGGAGGCUCCCUCAAGGACUUCCUCAACAGCUUCGGCCCCCUUCUGAAGCAGGGUGGCCACUGCCAGGAAGCAGAAGAGAGGGGCCAGCAUGAGGGUGCCUCCAUCCUGUGCCUGGACCAUGGCCCCGACAUCCUGAACGUUUACUAUUUCUCCCCCCAGAGGGUCACGGCCCUCAUCCUCCCCGGCAUCGUCAAGGCCGCUGCUCGCGUGCUGUAUGAAACCGAGGUGGAUGUGUCCUCGCCACCUGCCCACCCCCAGGACCUCAGCAGCGAGUGGGCACGCCAGCCCUGCCUGCUGCUCUCUGCACAUGUGACCAGCACCCGGCCAGCCCUGUCCCCAGGGAAACCCGCGUCCUCGCUGGCCAUCCCCGCCUCCCUCUUCUGCAAGACGUUCCCGUUCCACUUCAUGUUCGACAGGGAGAUGGGCGUCCUGCAGCUCGGCAGUGGCAUCCGGAGGCUGAUGAGCAGGAGGGACUUCCAGGGGAAGCCCAGGUUUGAAGAGUAUUUUGAGAUUCUGACUCCGAAAAUCCCCCCCACGUUUGACGGGGUCAUGACGGUGCUGAACCUGCAGUUUGUGGUACGCGUGAGGAGGGGGGACCACGCCGUGCCGAAGCCCUCCAGGGUCAUGGACCUCAAAGGCCAGAUGGUCUACCUCGCCGAGUCCAGUGCGAUCCUGUUCCUGGGCUCGCCCUGCGUGGACCGACUGGAGGACUUCACAGGGCGGGGGCUGUACCUCUCCGACAUCCCGAUCCACAACGCGCUGCGUGACGUGGUCCUGAUCGGGGAGCAGGCCCGGGCCCAAGAUGGCCUGAAGAAGAGGCUGGGGAAGCUGAAGGCCACCCUGGAACAGGCCCACCGGGCACUGGAGGAGGAGAAGAGGAGGACGGUGGAGCUGCUGUGCUCCAUCUUCCCCUGCGAGGUGGCGCGGCAGCUGUGGCAGGGCCAGGCCGUGCAGGCCAAGAGGUUCCAGCACGUCACCAUGCUCUUCUCGGACAUCGUAGGCUUCACAGCCAUCUGUGCCCAGUGCUCGCCGCUGCAGGUCAUCACCAUGCUGAACGCGCUCUACACUCGCUUCGACCAGCAGUGCGGAGUGCUGGACGUCUACAAGGUGGAGACCAUAGGUGACGCCUACUGCGUGGCAGGCGGGCUGCACAAGGAAAGCGAGACCCACGCCAUCCAGAUCGCGCUGAUGGCACUGCGGAUGAUGGAGCUGUCGGGCGAGGUGGUGUCCCCUCAUGGGGAGCCCAUCAAGAUGCGGAUUGGACUGCACUCCGGGUCUGUCUUUGCUGGAGUUGUGGGCGUGAAAAUGCCCCGUUACUGUCUGUUUGGGAACAACGUCACUCUGGCUAACAAAUUCGAGUCGUGCAGCGUGCCACGGAAGAUCAAUGUCAGCCCAACCACCUACAGGUUACUCAGAGACUGUCCUGGUUUCAUCUUCACCCCUCGGUCGCGGGCAGAGCUCCCACCGAGCUUCCCCAGUGAAAUUCCUGGCACCUGCCACUUUCUGGAGGACUACCAGCCAGAAGCACAUUCCAAACCGUGGUUCCAGGAGACAGACGUGCAGGAGGGCAACGCCAACUUCCUGGGCAAAGCGUCAGGCGUGGAUUAGAGAGAGCUGUGUGCUGUUCCCGGUGUGCAGGCCCGAGUCCUUCCAGGACUCACAGAACUCUGAGAGACCUUUCGGAUCGCAGAUGGCUAAGGAGCAGCGUCGGUCGGUUUCGGAGCCAUGCACAAUCCCCCCUCUCCCAUUUGCCAUGACAAGGCGUAGUCAUUUCAGCACUUCGACUCUUCUGUUUAAAAGCUGUCAUAAGGUGACUUCAUGGGAUGCUCUGUCACGAAACCCGCUUAGGUCUGCACGCACAGCUCGCACGUCACAUACAUGUUGAUUGUUGUGGCCAGCCGGCCGGCCAAGCCAGCCCGACGGCCACGCCUGGUCAUACCCACUCCGCAUUGGGGAUGGUGCUGCCACAGACAGUGUUCUGGACAGCAAUGGCAGUUUUUUGGUACGCAUCUCUUAUAAGCUCCAACUCUGUAUUUUACUAACUCCCUCAUGUAAUGGUUAGCGUGCAUCAACAGACAGGCUGUCUCAUUUUCUCUCCUGCACUUUUUUCUUUUCUUUCUUUCUUUUUCUUUUUAGAAAAUAAGCAAUUAGGGAUUAAAUGCAAUAUGAACAUAACAUAAUUGUAGUUAUUAUGUAAAUAUCAAAGGUUAUUUUUAGUUCUUGGAGGUUUUAGUCCUCCAUAAUACAAUAAGCCAUAACAAUAAAUAUUUCUUAUGUUUGACUUUUUUUUAAAUCCCAUACAUGGAAAGGCUGUUUGCACUCAUGUCAGCAUAAGUACAUAACUACUGCUAACUCGUUUAAGUAUUAUAAUAGCGGAACACUUAGGACAAAACAAGCUUGUCACCUUAACACAGGACUUCAAUGGCUCAUAAAAAAUGGAAUAGAAGUACAAGUUUAUUUUGGUGCAAAAAAUGUUUAAAUUCAUACAUAAUGUUUUUCAUGAACUUUCCAAAGUCCACCUUAUACUAAAAUAUUGUUCUAGUUUGGCUUAUUAAAUUUCAUUUAUUAGCAAGCUUGGUACCUGGGGGAUGGCCCAUGAAGUGUAGUAGUACAAUGUUCUCAGGCGUGCACACGUGAGUAUGUGCUCACACGCGGAGUAGCACGCACUGUACACACCCCGCACUUUCAUGUUGAGCCGUACGGAGUUCCAAAGAGAAAAUCUAAGCUCAGAAACAGAAAAUAAAUAAGACUUUUUAUUUUCCUGAGAGCUCAUUUUCCUUAAAUAUUUGUGAACAUUUAAUAUCUGUGUAUGUGCCAAGAGUCAGGUUUUUGACUCAUUAAGUUUACAUCUGUGAAUCUUAACAUUCUGAUUGAAAUAUGUUGGUAUUUAAAAAGAAGUUACUAGUGUCAACAAUGAAAAUGUUCCAGAGACUUUAU